AAAGAUUCCCUUCUUUGUAGUCGGGUUGGAAUUGGAUUGCAAAACUCAAGUUUCCGACUCUGAAGCGCAACAAUUCCCAGCUUGUGUCGUCGUUUAUCCACUCCCGCCGGCGAUUUCAAGAGCCAAAACGAUGGCCAGUAAGGUCGUGGCGCUGCCAAUAGUGGGCAUGGUCUUAUCGGAGUGCGCGCAAGUUGGGCUGAUGAUUGUCAGCAAAGCCGCCAUGUCCGAUGGAAUGAGCAGCCUCCUCUUCAUCUUCUACUCCAACGCUCUCGCUUCCCUUCUUCUCCUUCCUAUUUCCUUCAUCUUCCACAGAACACAGCGUCCUGCGCUCACUUUCUCUGUCCUUUGCGGGUUUUUCUUGCUUGGUCUACUUGGUUGUCUUAUACAGGUCUUUGGGUAUGCUGGGAUUUAUUAUAGUUCCCCAACUCUUGCAACAGCAAUGCUCAACCUUGUUCCAGCUUUUACCUUCAUUCUUGCGGUUACUCUGAGAGUGUUUUGGCAUGACAGGAUGGAAAUAUUAGAUUGGGGAAGCUCCACUAGUCUUGCUAAAACCGUUGGAACUAUAGCUUCACUUGUUGGAGCUUUCGUUGUGACUUUCUAUGAUGGUCCCUCACUUCUAAGCACAUCCUCAUUGUCCAACGUAUCUUAUAAGAAACUUCUCUUCCAACAAUCUAACUGGGUUAUUGGAGGAUUCCUUCUCCUUGUUGAUGCUGUGAUGACGUCAGUUUGGGUUAUUAUACAGGCAUCAAUCCUAAAGAAAUACCCAGCAGAACUGAUCCUGGUCUUUUUCUACUGCUUCUUCGUCUCUAUUCUUUCGGCGGUAGUCUGUUUAUUCGUGGAAAGAGACCUAAGUGCUUGGAGCUUGAAAUCUAGAACAAGGCUCUUUUCUGUCCUGUACUCGGGAGUUUUUGGCUCUGCCUUCCAAGUCGGUGUAUCUACAUGGUGCCUGUACAGAACCGGACCCGUUUUCGUGUCUAUGUUCAAGCCUUUGGGGAUUGUCAUUUCAGUUGCUGUGGGUGUUAUUUUCUCUGGGGAGACUCUCUUUCUUGGAAGAUUGCUUGGAGCAAUUAUUAUCAUCGUUGGAUUUUAUUCUGUGCUGUGGGGAAAAGCCACAGAGGCAAAGAUUGACAAGGACCUAGUAAGUAGCUUAGAAUCAAGUACAGACCAGGAACCACUCCUGCAGAACAGUAAUGAAGAGCACAAUAGCUUUGUCCAGAAAAUCAGGUCAUGAACAUGGGAAGCAUGAUCAAAGAUAUAAGCGUGAGGCAAUAUAGUUGAAUUUGCAGGUCAAAACCACUAUUAGAUGCAUGUUCUGUAUAAACUGUAGCUCCUUCAAGAUUAUGUGAAUGGUCAAUUUAUAUUACUUCUUCUCAUUUAAGAUUGUAUAGUAAUGUGAUGAAAUCACAUACUUGGCUUUUUUUUUUUCCUGUAAUGGCCAGUGAAAUCACUAUACUCUGGGCUGUUUGACCUCAAUAAUAAGAUUAAGCUCCUUCAUUGU
Morus notabilis is the source of this 1498-nucleotide messenger RNA. RefSeq names its product WAT1-related protein At3g28050. Gene Ontology annotation, cellular component: plasma membrane. The record is from RefSeq and is a predicted model, not a curated record. Gene Ontology annotation, molecular function: transmembrane transporter activity. NCBI's taxonomy places the organism in Eukaryota, Viridiplantae, Streptophyta, Magnoliopsida, Rosales, Moraceae. The transcript is spliced from 9 exons. Bases 131 to 1231 code for a protein of 366 amino acids.